This is a messenger RNA of Saprolegnia parasitica CBS 223.65, 393 nucleotides long. RefSeq lists its product as hypothetical. Bases 1 to 393 code for a protein of 130 amino acids. The transcript has a single exon. The record is from RefSeq and is a predicted model, not a curated record. Lineage: Eukaryota; Oomycota; Saprolegniomycetes; Saprolegniales; Saprolegniaceae.
AUGCUGACAUGCCAUUUCGAAAUCCAGAAAAGACGGGCACCAGCGAUGAGGGCCAGCUCGGCCAAUCAAGCCGCUACGAUCCGGUACCUCCGCUUGACACCCAACGUCUCGGCGGCGUGCGCCUCAACCCGUCGUCAACGAUUGCGAACGUGGUAUCCCUAUGGCUUGUGCGAAGCCGACGAGGUCGCCCGCUCGAGCUGCCUGCCACCGUGCAGAGAUCCAGCACACUCUGAUGGAGCUGCGUCCACUGUGCCUCAAAAUGAGCCAUGCGACAGUGAACGGCGGUCGAUGCACGGCAGGCGAUGCGAUCUUGGCCAAAGGGCUCUUCAAGUAUACUUAUGUAUGUCGUCGGCAGGUACCAGGGACGACGUUUGUUUGUGCGGCGAAGGAUAG